GUAUCGGUGCUCCUUAUCGGACGAUAUCGUCUUAUCUCGUUAUCGCCUGCCCCACUCGCACCUGUCCCGCCAAGUCGAGUCACAUGACUUCGAGAAAUGGCACCACAGUGCAGGGUCGCUAGCACGGCCUUUCUGCGAGCCGGCAGCUGCCAAAGCCGCCUUGCCUUGACGCUCAGCGGGGAGAAAAUGAGCGCUGCCGCCUCACCGAGCUGAAAUCCUCCCACACCUGUGUCUCACCACCACCGCAACCCACGUCCAGCAACGACCCCUCUCCUGACUAUACGGUACCACAAGACGACUAUACCCUUGGCGGACACUCUUCAUAUAGCCCAACUAUCUAAGACGUCUUCACAGCGGUCUUUCAUACUUGCGACAGCGAUAUUCCCGUCGCGCCAGCGCCACGCGUCGUCGCUCCCGUUCCAUUCUCAGAUCCCAUUCCAUACAGCUUCACCUGCGAACCCCUCCAACCACCACUCUACGCCCAACCCUCCUCCCCCUAUUCUUGGUCAAAACCGCCCUCAUAUACCCCCUGCUUCUCCACUUUACCAACAAACCCCCCCCCCCUCCCCCCGCCCCCGAAGCCUCACCAGCGUGUCCCACCUCGAAGAUGAGUAUCUUCAACCAAAAAUCAAAAUUCAAAGUAAAAACCGAAGUCCGCGCCGUAAAGAAGACCCUCCCCGAAAAACCCAAGCCAAAACCUACUUCCGCCCCCCCCUCCACCUCCCGAAUCCCCUCCUCCUCGGUGCGCGCAUCCCCCUCCACAACCUCAACACCUCGCGCAUCCCCCCUCCCGCCCUCCGCCCGCAAGUCCCAAAAUGGCUCCUCCCGCUACCUCGACCCAUCAUCCGCCCUGAAAGCCCCUUCCUCCUCUACAUCCAGCAACAGCCGAAAGCGACCUCGAGCCAGCCACUCCCCCGCCUCCCCGUCCUUCGACUCAGACUCCGAUUCUGACUCCGCCUCCGACGACGACUGGCAAGACCAGCUCGACCCACGAAAGCGCCUCAAGCGUCUCGAACAGCUGCGACGACAUGACCCCAACCGCCGGGUCCGCCACCCAAAGAUGUGGAAGGGCGACAGGGAGUCCGAAGGCGAGUUGCUGCCAGUAAUUCACGCCGUCGAAGUCGCCAGCCUCAGCGAAAAGUGCCAACCGGUUAUGGGACUGUCAAGAGAUGAGGUAGGCGUCCGGUUGCGCUACCCGGGCUCGAACCACAGGGAGAAAUACGAACUGGUAAAAGGUAAAGACAAGAUCGAAGGCGCUCAAGACAUCCUGACCGUUGUCCGCCACGUCGCAUCCAUCUACCUCUCCGAAGAGGAAGCCCGCCCGUUUCUAGACCAAAACUCCGGCAUCUACCGCCGGUUAGAACGCUGCAAAAAUCUAAACGACGGCAAGGGUUUCAAAGAAGCGCUCAAAGAAUAUAGCGAAAGUCUGUUCGCCCUCCAGCGCAAAGGUGUGAUCGCCAAGAACCUAGAAAACAUGCGAGGAGUCCCGCAGGAACUCGUCGCCUUCAUCCUAGACCAGGUAUACGACCGCACCGUAGCCCCCAAAGUCGAGCUCCUCGCCAAGUACGAAAACGGCACCGACAACGUCUACGGCGAGCUCCUCCACCCCUUCAUCUCGGACAUUUUCGAGCGCACCCAACUGACGUCGGACAUGGUUUUUGUCGAUCUGGGAUCCGGCGUUGGCAACGUCGUGCUCCAAGCAGCCCUCGAAAUAGGCUGCGAAAGUUGGGGGUGCGAAAUGAUGGAAAACGCCUGCAACCUCGCCGACGCGCAGAAAAAGGAAUUCGCCGCCCGCUGCCGGCUGUGGGGGGUAGCGCCCGGAAAGGUCUACCUCGAGAGGGGCGAUUUCCGUAAGAACGAACCGAUCCUCGAGUCCCUUAAGCGGGCCGACGUGGUGCUGGUGAACAAUCAGGCCUUCACCUCGCAGCUCAACGACAACCUCGUCAACAUGUUUCUCGACCUCAAGAUUGGAUGCAAGAUUGUGUCGCUUAAGACGUUUGUGCACGACAACAAGCUGGCUGAGAACGAUGUCGCUUCGUCGAUCUUGGAUGUGGAGCAUUUGACGUACCCGGAGGAGUACGUCAGCUGGACGGGGGCGGCGGGGACGUAUUGUAUUUCGACGAGGAAGUAAUUUUCCUGUCUCUUUUUUCUUUUGUUUCUGUUAGGACAAGGAGCGUUUUUGUUUUUUGAAAACGUUGAGCGUUCCUAAAAAGCGCGGUGCUAGGAUGGAAAUGGAGGACGGUUAUAUGGUCUGUUUGUUGGGUUUAGGUUGAAAGCGUUGAAUACUUCGCACGAGUAUGGCUUGUCAGGAUUGUUUUCAUGUAUAAAAAGGGAGGAGGAGAAAGAGAGGAAGCGGAAAAGAAGAGAAGGAAUAGCGCGAGCGACUGAAACCGCAUGUAUAGCAUACGUACCUUUUCUGUUCAGAUAUCCCCAUACAUUCACAAGUAUACCAGUGAAUAUGGCUGAUGCCAACAUUGCUUUGCCACCG
This is a messenger RNA of Podospora pseudocomata, 2488 nucleotides long. RefSeq names its product Nucleosomal histone H3-Lys79 methylase (gene DOT1). NCBI's taxonomy places the organism in Eukaryota, Fungi, Ascomycota, Sordariomycetes, Sordariales, Podosporaceae. The record is from RefSeq and is a predicted model, not a curated record. Gene Ontology annotation, molecular function: histone H3K79 methyltransferase activity; histone binding. The coding region runs from base 608 to 2131 and encodes 507 amino acids. Gene Ontology annotation, biological process: DNA repair; regulation of transcription regulatory region DNA binding; subtelomeric heterochromatin formation. The transcript is spliced from 2 exons. Gene Ontology annotation, cellular component: nucleus; nucleosome.